AUGCACCAGGAUCAGCGCAGACUGAAAAACUCACCCAUCGAAGUCCCCGAGGGCUUCAAGCCCAUACAGAGACGACAAACGGACAUCAACCUGUGCUUCGACUACUCUGAGGCACCACCGGAGAUCUAUGAGGAUUCCUUCAAGCAAAGUUAUGAUCACAUCAACUUCGACCAAGUCCUACGCUACGUUUCAUUCCGAAGAAUCGAGCUCCAGAAACCCCCUGUGUCAGCUGUAAAAGCAAGACUGACUAGGAACCGAGCCCAGACAUCGAAUAAAGGACGCGGCAGGGAUGACUUGACUGUUUUCUUCAACUGGCUGAAGGGAAAGGGGGUCAAGCAUAUCCUCAAAGUGAUGGUAGAUGACCUGAAAGACCCAUCGCAUAGCGACAAGGCACUCGAGGAUUGUCUGAGACCUUUCGAGGUGGAGAUUCUCGACUGGACGAAGGUCGACCUGUGUCCUGAGACUAUCCUAACUGCUUGCCGAAAUGUGAGACAGCUGUAUCUUCGAUGGAGCGGUAACAGAGCGAUCUUACGGGCUUGGAGUGAGCCUGAAGGGCUGGCGAAGCUGGAAAAUCUAGAGGCGGUACAUCUUGUAUACAGUGAAGAUCAGGCGUUGGAGUCGGCCGAUCGCAUCACCAUGUACGCCAAUGACUUCGAAGAGCGAUUGAACGAGUCAGCAGCCGCGAACCCAAGAAGGAUUGUCCCAACAGACGGAGAAGAUGCUGAGCAGGGAAGACGUAUACUCGUCUUCAGGUGCAAGGCAGACGUUCCGGGAGUGAAAGAAUUAUGGCUAAACUGUAUGGACAAGUUUGCCGACGAACUAAAAAACACUUGUUCCGAGUUUGUCAAGCCUCAGAAUGGCAUCAAGGUAGCCCUAAUCGACGAUGGUGCCGACCCAUAUGUUGAGUCUCUUCGGGGUAAGAUCUGGGGUGGAGAGACGUUCAGCAGAGGCUUUCCGCACGAGAACGGUCCAAGUCCUUACUAUAGGUCUACAAAGGGCCAUGGAACUGUGAUGGCGGACAUGAUAUGCCGGGUCUGUCCGAUGGCGAGGUUGUAUGUGUACAAGCUUGAGACGCAGACGAGUCUCAACUUGGCGACGCAGACUCAUGGCAAGGAGUACAUUGCUGCAGAGAGUGCGGCUUUGGCUGUCAGAGCAGCGAUAGGUCAGAAGGUGGACAUCAUCUCAAUGUCUUGGACGGUCAAAGAAACAGUCGAGAAUCGCGAUGGCGUCAACACCUUCCGCCAAGCCAUAAAGGACGCCCUCGACGCCGGGAUCCUCCUCUUCUGCGCCGCCGCCGACACUGGUGCCAUCACAGAAGUCGAGUACCCAUGGUCUUUCGACCGGCAACGCAUCUUCCGCAUCGGAGCAGCCACAGCAGAUGGUCGCGUAUGGGGCCCAACUGGUAGCCCUCAGCAUUUAAGUUUCAUUUUACCCGGCCACAAGGUAGUAUCGCGAAAUCCGCACCGAGAGGGGGCGUUACCAGAUGACUUUGAGGAACGCACCGGUUCGUCCGUGGCUACGGCUUUGGCAGCUGGUCUAGCAGCACUCAUUCUUCACUGCGUCAACCUUGCUGUUGUUCAUGGUAAGGAACAUCCGUCUACUACUGCUGUUAGCGGCGAAGAUCUUGAGAGGCUUGCGAAUCACGAUGAUAUGUAUAAUGUGCUUCGUGGUAUCGGGCUAGAUGAGGGACAGCAGCGGUUCAUCGAGGUUUGGCGACGGUUUGAUCGCCCUGCGAAGGAGCUGAAGGAGCCGAUGAGUGAAAAGAUGGAUGCUCUUGGUAUUGUGGCUAGACUGGCUCGAGAUCUUGUUCCUAGUGGGAGUAGCUAG
Molecule: messenger RNA, 1827 nt
Organism: Fusarium subglutinans
Lineage: Eukaryota; Fungi; Ascomycota; Sordariomycetes; Hypocreales; Nectriaceae
Exons: 6
Coding region: 1-1827 (608 amino acids)
Biological process (GO): proteolysis
Molecular function (GO): serine-type endopeptidase activity
Source: RefSeq, a predicted model, not a curated record